AUGGAGAAGGGGAAUUACACAGCAGUGACUGAGUUUUUCCUGAUUGGACUUUCUCAGUACCCAGGCCUCCAGAUAUUUCUUUAUGUGAUCUGCCUACUGAUGUACCUAGUGAUUCUUCUGGGAAACAGUAUCCUUAUUAUCAUCAGCAUCUUGGAUCCCCGUCUUCAUAACCCUAUGUACUUUUUCCUUGGGAACCUCUCCUUCCUGGAUAUCUGCUACACAUCUGCCUCUGUUCCUCAGAUUCUGGUAAAUUUUAUGUCUAAGAGAAAAUCCAUUUCUUUCAGUAGGUGUGCACUUCAGAUGUUUAUGUCACUUGGAUUGGGGUCCACAGAGUGUCUGCUGCUGGCUGUGAUGGCUUAUGACAGGUACAUCGCUAUCUGUAAUCCCCUAAGAUAUACCAUCAUCAUGAAUAAGGAACUCUGUGUGCAAAUGGCUGCUUGGACUUGGAUUACAGGGUGUCUGAACUCAUUAGUACAAACUGUACUUGCUAUGAUGAUGCCAUUCUGUGGGAAUAUCAUUGACCAUAUUACUUGUGAGAUACUGGCCCUUCUCAAGCUAAUUUGUGUAGACAUUUCCCUCAAUGUGUUUAUCAUGACAAUUGCAAGUAUCAUUUUCUUAAUCACUCCUCUGCUAUUCAUUUUCUUUUCAUAUGUUUUCAUCCUCUCUACUAUCCUGAGAAUUAACUCUAGUGAGGGGAGGAAAAAAGCAUUUUCCACUUGCUCAGCCCACUUGACUGUGGUGAUUUUGUUCUAUGGGUCUGCUCUUUUCAUGUACAUGAAGCCCAAGUCCAAGGAAUCAAAGACUUCUGAUGAGAUCAUUGGGCUAUCCUAUGGAGUUGUUACACCAAUGUUGAACCCCAUCAUCUACAGUUUAAGGAACAAGGAGGUGAAAGGGGCUAUGGAGAAAAUUAUAUUGAGAAAUCUAUUUUUAAGAAAAAUAUGA
Molecule: messenger RNA, 942 nt
Organism: Dromiciops gliroides (monito del monte)
Lineage: Eukaryota; Metazoa; Chordata; Mammalia; Microbiotheria; Microbiotheriidae
Product: olfactory receptor 13D1-like
Exons: 1
Coding region: 1-942 (313 amino acids)
Biological process (GO): G protein-coupled receptor signaling pathway
Cellular component (GO): membrane
Molecular function (GO): olfactory receptor activity; G protein-coupled receptor activity
Source: RefSeq, a predicted model, not a curated record